UUCUGUAGUGUACGCGCCGCAAGAAUACACCGGGAUAAGAACGAAAAAAAAAAAAAUAUAUAUAUAUAUAGGGAAGACUGUAAAGGAAAUACCGCAGCCCGGUUGUCUUUUGUUUUGGGAAUUCAUCUAACACAGAACGGAAGACUAACAUGGGGAGAUGGUUCUUCAGGAUUGACUUUCAAUAACCCUCUCUCCAUGCGAAAAAGUCUAGCGAGUAGACUGAAAAAGGCAAUAGCAGUCAGGGAAGACAUGUUUAGUGAUUUUAGUCCUGCGCUUGAGGUAGGAUGUUGUAUUUUCGUAAAAUAUUUUUGUCUCUGGCACAAAUAAGGGGUCAACGGUGAAUGGGCAUGUUAUUCAAGACAGUAUCAUUAUUAAGUAGUGUAGGUAAUUAGGUUAAUAAAACGAUUAAAUAGUCUAGGCCUUCUGCAGACUCAAUAUUGCUGUAACGUUUCAUGACUAACGUUGGUAGGCUAGGCCUAAACAAGGCUAUGAACCGGUGAAAAUGAACGUUAACUAAUUUUGUAUAGAAUUUAUUUGUAAUCUGCAUCGUAUCAAUGGCUGUAAGGGCAACAAUUUUUAAAGAAACUAGUAGUUAUAUCGAAUAUAUUGAUCCGAUUAUACACAUCUGAUCAUCUUUAAUAUCAAGGGUUGCAUAACAGUGGAUACAUAGGGUCAGGCUAUAUAAAACCCCAAUCGGUUUCUUACAAACAACAAUUUUGACCACAGAAAAGAGUUCGACAGAGGCCACGGUAGAAAGGAUAGGUGAAAAUUCUAGCACUAGACAGGGAACAUCAGGCGUUUUUAAAUGUUAAUGUCGAACGACGUAACAUCAAUCAUGCUGCCUGUAUCUCGGGCUAUCAUGGACCGGGAUCGAGAGCUCCAGGACACAAUGGCCGGGGUGCAUCCCAACUCGACCGGGGCUUCUGGCGCAGCUCUCCGGGGAAUGAAGCGAGGAGACCCAGCAUCUGACGCGCAGACGUCGGCAGCUCUUGUGGAAUCGGCCGGGGCAGAGUGCAAGCGUCCCCGGAUUGACGCAUCUGGAGUAGUCGCAGAGGUCGGCCAGAACAAUGACCCCCUGACCCUUGGUUACCAUGGAUACCCAACCCACAGUCAGGGCUCUCAGGAUGCAGGAGGUGGUCAAGAGGGUCUCGUCCCCCCAUCCUUCUCCGCCUUCCCCCCUCCUCCCCCUCCACCCCCCCAGAACGGCUUGGCCCUGGAGUACGGGGCCAGUCUGUAUGCCGCAGGGGCCAUCCAGGGGUCGGUGGAGGCCGGACAGGCAGGCCUUAACACCCCGACAAGUGUCCCGAACAGCUUAACCACGCAUCAGUCAGAUGUGUCGUCACAGAUUGAUACCCAGUUGGUGUGUACAGGAGGAGGUGGUGGCGGGGGGUCCGUAGGUGACGACUCAGAGAAGGGGACCCCCAAACGCCUCCACGUCUCCAACAUUCCCUUCCGCUUCAGAGACCCUGACCUCCGGCAGAUGUUUGGGCAAUUUGGAAAGAUCCUCGACGUAGAGAUCAUAUUCAACGAGAGAGGAUCGAAGGGUUUUGGCUUUGUGACGUUUGAGACAAGCGCAGACGCUGAGAAGGCCAGAGCUGCUCUCCACGGAACUCUGGUGGAAGGACGCAAGGUUGAGGUCAACAACGCCACAGCCAGGGUGAUGACCAAUAAGAAAAUGGUCACCCCAUAUUCUAAUGGAGGAGAGGGGCUCGCCGCUCUACCUUAUGGGCUAUUAAAUGCCAACUCCCCUACAGCCGGGUGGAAGUUGAGUCCAAUGGUUGGAGCCAUGUACAGUCCAGAGCUCUAUACAGAUUUCUCUGGCCUGUCUCUCUCAGUCCCUGGCUUCCCGUACCCUGCGGCGGCUGCCACAGCGGCAGCGACCUUUAGGGGCGCCCACCUCCGGGGUCGUGGCCGGCCAGUCUACAGUGCUGUCAGGGCAGCCCUACCCCAGCAAGCUAUACCUACAUACCCAGGUGUGAUGUAUCAGGAAGGGUUUUACGGUGCAGCAGACCUCUAUAAUAGUGUUUCAGGACAUUAGUGGCAGAUUGCCCCAGGUAGGGUCCCAUCAUCACGUCACUGUGUGAUCAGCCAGUGUGCAUCCAUCCUAUUACUAUGCGUUCCACUGACUGACUGACUGCUACUGGUGUUUUAUUGACCAUCCCAGAUUGAAAUGCCUCUUUUAUUUCUAUUUCUAUUACUAACUCACUGGAUUCUGACAUGGGUGGAGUUGCAGAACGGGGGAGAAAGGGAAUCGUUAUAACACGAAUGACAAUAUUACCUUCUAAAGGAAUUAGACAUAACAUGAUGGACAUUUUAAAGUUUUGUUCAGUUUAAAAAAUUAAAUAAAAAUAGUACAAUAAUUCAUAUACACAGAUGAAAACAAACUAGGAUUUUGCCAUGAUUCUUAUGCAGUCUUUAUAACUGCCACCCUUAGAUAUGAAGAAUAGCCAAAAUGAGAGGUACACAUUGCCAGUAAUGGCUGACAUGGUUUCUGAAAGUUGAGGCUGAGUAGCUUAAAGACAGGAUCUCCAGGAUCAGAGGAUCAACACAGGUCCACAGACUCUCAGGGACAUGGAUCUUCAUCUUAAUGAGUCGUUCUGACCCCUUCCUGGUAUCUCCCUAUAUCUGUUCCACCUGUGGCAUGCUAACUGAAUCAAUGUUGGCAUGCAGACACACUUAUACCCCUUUCCCCUCCUCUUCCCCAUUCUCCUCUUCUCCUCUCCCUGUAUCCUCCCCCCCCCCCCCGCCCCAGCAGAUGUGUGUGUUACUGAAUACAGGGACUUGGUCCUGAACUGAUCUGUAGGUUAGAAUGCAGUGUUGUGUUGCCAAGGAAGACAGUCUCCUCUGUUUUGAGUUUGGGGUGCAUGCUGUCCGGCGUCAGUGGUUGGUUGUGACCAUGCGAGUGUCCCCUCCCCCUUAAUUGUAUUGGCUGGCCGUCUUCUGUGUGUCCAUCAUUCGUUUUUCCCUAUUAAAGGAAUAAUGAUCCUGAUCACCUGUUUAUUCACCCCCCCUUUCUUUAACGCUGUGUUUUUGAUGGGAAGGAGGAGAUUUCACACCUGAGGUUAUGCACACUUUCUCCUCUCUUUGUCUCUCCCCCCACCUCCAACAAGACCUCAAUUAUCAGAUGAAUUGAAUGUAGAAAAGCUGUGGCACACUUGAUGCAGGGCCUAUAUCAUUGCCACAAACCGAGGCCCUAGUGUUAUUUUUUUUGUUGGUCAUGGAGGGAGACCAACGUGGGGGAAAGGCCUCUGCUACAUUCUCUGAAUGCCAUGUUGCACCAGGUGACCUGUUGUUGCUGCUUGUUAGUCUCGCUCCUUUUUUCUGCUGUUAUAAAGGAACAUAGCUUCACUCUCAUUCAUUCCUGGGGUAUUGUGUGAGGGAGUUGAUAACAAUUGACUAACAACCGCGUUCUCGCUGUCUGUCUGUCCCUU
Messenger RNA from Oncorhynchus gorbuscha (pink salmon), 3431 nucleotides. Its product is annotated as RNA binding protein fox-1 homolog 2-like. The transcript has 11 exons. Gene Ontology annotation, cellular component: nucleus; cytoplasm. The record is from RefSeq and is a predicted model, not a curated record. Gene Ontology annotation, molecular function: mRNA binding. Gene Ontology annotation, biological process: nervous system development; regulation of alternative mRNA splicing, via spliceosome. The coding region runs from base 806 to 2038 and encodes 410 amino acids. NCBI's taxonomy places the organism in Eukaryota, Metazoa, Chordata, Actinopteri, Salmoniformes, Salmonidae.